AGCCCCUUCAUCAGCUUGACAAAUAGAUGUUUCAUAUUGUGAGAUUUGAAUUAAAAAUCAUAUCACCAUUGUUACUGGACAGCAGGGACCCCAAUAAUGUGGUUACCAAAGCAUAUAAUACCAAAACAACAGAGCUGUGGUGACUGACAUACGGUUAGCUGGCUGGCUAGCUCGCUAGCAUUAGCUUUGUUAUUGUUGCCGACGUUCCGUUAGGCUGCUUCUGCUGUGAGCUCUCUGCAGAUAAGGCCACAUGUCGCUUUUACUAAGAUAUGAAAACCAUCAUCAAUGUCAACGUUUUCCACCUAACGGCACUGUAGUGUUAGCCACGUGACGUUAUCGAUAGUUCCACAGAGGGACCAGAAUGUCUGUUUUUUAAAUUGGGCUCUGUCUAUUCCCUGGAAGAUGAGCGCAAUGUAGCUUCCAUUAGCGUUAUUUCUCAUGGGAUGUGACGAUGGACCGCGGAGUCUAGCUACUAUUCACACAAUGCGGGAAUGUAACGUAUAUUUACGAUUGAUGUUCAAUAAAUUAAAUAAAGUAAAUACUGUAACAUUAGGGUUUGUUUCAGUCAUAUUUCGUGACACCGGCAUCACACUGCCGCUGUUGCCUCAAUGCUAAAUCUAGCUCCGCGGUCUCCCUCCACCUUCUAUCGUUACUCUCUUCAUGUUGCUCUUUAUGUUUUAAUUGAUUGAAAAUGCUCAUUGUUAAACGUUUUCGUUUUGAACUGCUCACUUCCUAACCAAAUGUCGGUGCCAUUGACACUCCUCCUUUGCCUCAUAUGAGCAGCAUUGUUUAUUUACUGUAUAAGACACUUUACAUUUCAUCUCAUUAAUUGAAUACAUAUAAAUGCAUCACUUUACAUCUGGUGGUAUGCGACAUCACAUUCUAUAAACAGGUCAGAUAUCAGGCGUCACUCAUUUCCUUCUGGGGAUGAUUACAGUAUGUAUCUGACUAUCAUGUAUUCAGUUACUAAAAUAUUUACCAUGUGCAGUUCCACAUUGAGUGCUAUUUGGAAUCAGCAAUUAACACACAGAUAACCUUGAUUUAUAAAGUGAAUUGCCAGUUACAUUUUCAUAUGCACUUCAUAAUUGCAGAUUUUUUUUUUCAUGACAACAUGGUGUCACAAUGGUGCCACAUUGUAACAGAAUACAUAGGAGACUUCACCUUUGUGGAUAUGAAAAUGUUUUAGUUUCAUAGCUUCUGUGUCACAAAGGUGUUGAUCCAAUGGUAUGAGGAUGUUAAGGCUUGUUGUGUUGCUCUAUCUGCUUGCAUUUCACUGUACUUGUAAGAUGUGUUUGAAAAAAUAAUCCAAUUCAUAGAUUGUUGAUGAUGAUACUCAUGCUGUUUUGUCCACACACCCCUUCAAAAAGUAACUUUAGUAGAAGUUACGUGCGGUCUCUGCUUCAAGCCAGAAGGCCAUCUCUGCCGAAACAACCUCAGAUUGGCUGUUUCUGUUAAAUAUAUGGUAUGAUGGUGCUCUUUAUGUGCGUCUUCCUGUUCCAAGCAUAUCUCAACAAUAGAAAUGUUCUGAGUGUUAAAGAAAAUGAAUAAGCCAUGUUUUAAGAAUUACGUUUUAAAUGAUAAGUCUGAUGACAAAAGAAACCUUUUUUCUUUACCUUUUAGUAAAGAAAAUCUGUUUUUCAUGGUUUAAUAAUUUACAAUUUUCCCCACUCUGCAUUUUUCACCAGCAAAUGGUAAUGAGCCUUCGAGUUUCGGAGCUCCAAGUGUUGUUGGGGUAUGCUGGGCGGAAUAAGCACGGGCGCAAACACGAACUUUUGACCAAAGCUAUCCACCUACUCAAGGCUGGUUGCAGUCCCGCAGUGCAGAUGAAGAUCAAAGAGCUCUACAGGCGGCGCUUCCCAACCAAAAUGGUUUCGCCGGUCAACCUGGCUCUGCCCAGUGCUCACUCUGCCUCCAGCCUGCCUGCUGGCCUUGCCCAGCUGGGAUUUGACAGCCACGGUUCUGCAUCGCCUCUGCUGCCUGUUUCUUUACUUGGGCCUAAGCAUGAGCUGGGUUUGCCUCACCUCCCCUCCGCCCUUCACCCGGUACAUCCUGAUGUCAAGCUCCAGAGAUUACCAUUCUACGACGUACUGGAUGAGCUCAUUAAGCCAACUAGUCUGGCCUCAGACAACAGUCAACGGUUCCAGGAAGCAUGUUAUGCUUUUGCAUUAACACCACAGCAAGUUCAACAGAUCAGCAGCUCCAUGGACAUAUCUGGGACCAAAUGUGACUUUGCUGUUCAAGUUCAGUUACGAUUUUGUUUAUCAGAGACCAGCUGUCCCCAAGAGGAUCAUUUCCCCCCUAAUCUGUGUGUGAAGGUGAACAGCAAACCCUGUAAUCUCCCGGGAUAUCUUCCUCCAACCAAAAAUGGAGUUGAACCAAAAAGGCCCAGUCGCCCCAUCAACAUAACCUCUCUUGUCCGACUGUCCACCACAGUCCCCAACACAAUUGUGGUGUCAUGGACUUCAGAAAUUGGGAGGAGUUUUUCCAUGGCUGUUUAUCUGGUAAGACAGCAGUCGUCUGCAGUGUUGUUGCAAAGGCUGCGGGCGAAAGGAAUUAGGAACCCUGACCACUCAAGAGCUCUGAUCAAAGAGAAAUUAACAGCUGAUCCAGAGAGUGAGAUCGCCACCACCAGCCUACGAGUCUCUCUCCUGUGUCCUCUGGGGAAGAUGAGGCUGACGAUCCCUUGCAGAGCGUUGACAUGUUCUCACCUUCAGUGCUUCGAUGCUACACUUUACAUCCAAAUGAAUGAGAAGAAGCCGACCUGGGUGUGUCCAGUCUGUGACAAGAAGGCCCCCUAUGAGCACCUCAUUAUUGACGGGUUGUUCAUGGAAAUCUUGAAUAGCUGUUCUGACUGUGAUGAAAUCCAGUUCAAAGAAGAUGGAAACUGGUCCCCCAUGAGGUCGAAGAGAGAGGUGCAGGAUGUGUCUGCUUCGUACAAUGGUGUCGACAGCGAUUCGUCUCGGACAGAUUCGCAUGAGCACAAACGGAGAUCGUCUCACGACAACGGCAAGAAUGUUGACGUGAUUGACCUCACACUGGACAGCUCCUCAGAGGAGGAGCUAGAUGAUGAGCCGCCUCUUAAAAGAGCCUGUCCCUCGCUGUCACCUGUCUCUCCACCUCCGAGCAAGGGAGUACUUAACCUACACAGCCCGUCCCCUCCUCUGAGCAGAGCACCCAGCAUGCCCACCGUGGAGACCAGCUACAUUCCUCCCCCUCCGCCUCUUAUCCAGGACUAUCGCCACUAUUACCACACAACGAGUGACCUGCCAGAUCUAAAUUUCUUCUCCUUCCUCCAAGGCGACAAUCAGCAUUACAACAUGGUGAUGGCUGCCGCGGCAGCUGCUUCGGCUUCGGCAUCGGAGGACCACGACUUGCUGCUGAACCGCUUCUUGCCCUACGGCUCCCCUCAGAUGUUGCGGGAGCAGCCGGGCACCCCGGGGAGCAGCACGCUGGCCGCCACCAACGGGGGCAGCAACAGUGGCAGCACCAGUAGUUUGGUGUCUUCCAGCAGUUUGCGGGACUGCGACAAAGACAGAGAGCGAGACAGAGACACCAUCUCGGGAUUGUCGAGGUCCUCAGUGGAAGCUGCAGCGGCGGCGGCCAUUUAUGGCUCCAUAUCUGACGUUAUCUCUCUUGACUAGACCCACACAAAACUGAAAGACAUGACGGGAGACCUCGGGAACAGGAGUUCUUUGUAAAUAAGGAAGGGGAAGAUGAAAGAAUACAGUGCUAUGUACAGAGAGGAAAAUCUAUUUUCAAUUUACUUAUCGUAUGUAUAUAAACUUAGGACGCUUCUUGUCCGGUGAGUUACUUCAGUUGAUAUUUUUCUGUGAAUACUGAAGACUUUUUCACAUUUCUUCAUGUGGUCCUUUGAUUAUAUUGUACCUUUUGUACCUGGUUUUUACAGUUUUGUUCUGAUAUUUCAUGUCAAUUGCAUUAUUUCAGUAUGAUAUGUGCACAGAACCCAAUGAGGUGACACCUUAUGUAACAUGAUAUUUAAAGUAUAAAGAAAAUGGGCAUUGUUAUAGAUGUGCAAAAGGCGAGUCACAGCAAAACAGGAAAAUGUGUAACACUUUCUUUUAUAAAUGGCAUAGUUUCUGUCGAAACAGUUUUGACAGCAGAAAGAUCUGGCCAUUUUUGCCAUCACUGUAGAUUUUUCUGUAAAACAUUGAUGCUGUUGUCAUUUUAUUGUCACGGAAUUAUUUAUGAUGUAAGUUAUGUUGUAUGUAUGCUGUUUUUUAAAGAAGCAUUCCGUAUGCCUCUAGGAACCGUUGCCACUAGAAUUUAAACGCUAGAUCCUUCUUCGUCAGAACUCAGCACUCGUCUCUCAAAUAUGAACCAUAGUGUAUAGUUUACACUAUACCCAAAAUACAUAUAAACUGGUAGUUCGUCGGUAUUGUAAGACCAGGUUUUUCCAAUGUGUAAAUGGAUGGCACGCCUGUUUUAUUUGGAAUACUACACUCAAAGAUAUUCACGAAAGAUGACAUGUUUCGAGACGGCUAGUUUGUGGUCCACUUGAGGUGAUUUGACAUUUCAUGAUGCAUUUAUGUUAUUUUAGCACUUGAUCUUUACGUAAAGGCUGUGUGGAGCAGUGAAGAGUCCACAAUUGCAGGGAACACUUCCAGAGUUGUUUCCAGCUUUGCAUGUCCCUGCAAAUGGCCUGAAAACUGACCUGUUGUGUGCUAUGCCGUUCCUUACUGAGGCCACAGGAUGCAUAGCCUUCAUGUAACCGCCUCUAAGGGAACAGUGAUCGCUUAUUCUCUUGAGUGUUUCGCAACAUGCAUUUUGGCCCUGAAGUUAAAACCAUUGAAGUUAUUAUGGACGCGUACCUUCCCUUUAUUUUUCUUGACUUGUGCUUACAAUUAGGAUUAUUUAUUAUCAUAUAUAUUUUAAGCAUUUGUUUGAUUUUUGGAUAUGCAUUGCUGUCAUUGUAUGUGAUAUUUCUUUUGUAAUGAUAUAAUUAAUGCUAUUUAAAGAUGUCAUAGUUGCUUGACAUGCAUUGUAACAUUUUCUGUUUGUUUUACUAUCAGAUGAUGUCAAUAACUCAAUAGAGGCGUUGAUCAUUUUGAACCGCUACAAGGUCUACUGUGCUGUUUGAUACUUGUAGGAAUUAAACAGAUAUAAGAAAGUGAA
Molecule: messenger RNA, 5133 nt
Organism: Pseudoliparis swirei
Lineage: Eukaryota; Metazoa; Chordata; Actinopteri; Perciformes; Liparidae
Gene: pias1b
Product: protein inhibitor of activated STAT, 1b
Exons: 13
Coding region: 1575-3641 (688 amino acids)
Biological process (GO): regulation of transcription by RNA polymerase II; protein sumoylation
Molecular function (GO): SUMO ligase activity; transcription coregulator activity; zinc ion binding
Source: RefSeq, a predicted model, not a curated record